Messenger RNA from Lindgomyces ingoldianus, 1063 nucleotides. RefSeq lists its product as uncharacterized. The transcript has 4 exons. Gene Ontology annotation, molecular function: zinc ion binding; ubiquitin protein ligase activity. NCBI's taxonomy places the organism in Eukaryota, Fungi, Ascomycota, Dothideomycetes, Pleosporales, Lindgomycetaceae. The record is from RefSeq and is a predicted model, not a curated record. The annotation marks the transcript as partial.
CGUAGACCUUGCAACCACCCUCUCUCAUUGAGUCCAACGGAGUUUCUCAAUUCAUCACGCUCCCAAGAUGUUCCCUUUUAAGGUCUUGUCUAUGGGAGAGGUAGCAGGGAUUCCUGUAGCAAGUCCCAGGUCCGAAGAUCAGACUAAGAUGCCAGGACGGAAGCGCAAACAUAUCAACUAUGAUGAAUCCGAUGGUGAGGGAUCCUGCUGUGGUGAAGAAACUCCAAUCAAGAAACCAAAGACCAUCGAGACCCCUGACUUGAGCACCCGAUACACGAACAGCGAGCCUUUGCCAAAGAACGCAUCAAGGAGAAAAGGAAAAAAGGCAGCUACUACUGACGGCGAACUUAAAUUCGAAUUCACAGAGAAGAGGCAGAGGCGAUACAGGGCACGUCCGCCGCAGUCCUACUUAGAAAUCAAAGCUCGCGCUCUUACGCAGCGACUUACGAUCCAGCACCGCGAGCGAUGUGGAACUGAUGACGUGCCCGAAGAAAAGGUCUUGAUCGCUGGUACGACAGGAAAUAUAUAUUCGGUACAUAUUGGACUCAUUCCAACAUGCGACUGUCCACACGCGCGCAAGGGCCACCAGUGCAAGCAUAUCAUUUACGUCAUGCUCCGCGUCCUCAAAGCCCCCGAAAAUAUCAGCUUCCAACUAGCUCUCACAUCCUCCGAACUCCGAGAUAUCUUCGCAAAUGCCGCACCCAUACCCAAAGCGGACACCGAAGCCGACCACUGUGGUGGUAACCGCAAACCAGUCGAAGGCGACUGUCCAAUCUGCUACUCAGAAUUCGAACUAGACAAAGACGCCAUCGUCUACUGUAAAGUGGCCUGCGGCAACAACGUCCACAGGGACUGCAUGGAAAACUGGACGCGGGCUAAGCAAGGUAAAGCGACUUGCCCGUAUUGUCGAGCUAUUUGGAGUGAGGGUGGUUUUGUGGGGAAGGAGGCGGAUUUGCAGAGUGCAGAGAGGAAUGCAGAGGGGUAUGUCAAUGUUGCUUCACAGCUGGGGUUAUCUGGGCAGAGAGACUACUCGUCCUACCAUCAACCUUGGGUGAGGCAACGA